UACAGACUUGACAUUCUUUUUCUUCAAAUAAGGAAACGUAGCACAUAAACACAAACACGAGAGUACGUGCUAGUUAUAGACUACUUUUAAUCUCGACAAUUUACAGCAAAAAUAUCAAUAACGAUGGAGAGGAGUUGCGGGAUAGUUUCUGCAGUUAAAGCGUUGGAGUAUGCGGGAGGUAGCUGCAUAUCGAGGUGCACAUGUGAUGAACUCCCCUGCCCGCUGCUGAGCUGGCUUGCAUCCCAACUGAAGGGUCUGUGUCCGGAGCUUCAGGAUUCAGGUGGGGGAAGUAAGAUCUUGCUGGUGAGAGAGCUGAGAAACAUGCUUUCAGACUUGCACUCUCCCCUCACUGGGCUGACCUCUGAGAUGCUGGGGCCCUCCAUCCUCAACAAAGUCACUGAGUUCCUUGUAUCAGAAUUGCAAGCAGCUCAUAUCAUCAAGUACAAAGAGCUUCAUCCUGAGGAUAAUCCAAGUGGCGAGGAGUCUGAAAAAGAGCAAAGGGUGGUGAAUACCGUGGCGCUUUCUCAGGAAUAUGGUGACAAUGAUUCAAACAACAACCAAAGUACAGCUGAGAUGCAGGCGGAAUGGAUAUUACUGCUUCACGCUCUAAACAUGGAUGUGUUCUCUCCUUAUCCUGACGUGCUGCAUGAGGUGGAGUCGAGGAUUGCUCGUUUACCUGGUGAAGCCAUGACUAAGCCUCUUCUUAACUCCAGCCUCAGCGCAGAGCAGUGGAUGCAGCUUGAAAAAAUAAAUAAAGUUAUGUCUGACGACUACGGCUGUCGGCAGCAAAUGAUGAUCAAACGUUUUCAGGUGUCACUUGAGUCUUUUGCAUGGGGAGACAAGCAGAAGGAGCGUAGUGAAGCGCUGUCCUCAGUCCCACCGCUUGCAUCCAUCACUAUUUCAUCCCGAGUGUCCAUCCCUCUCCUACUAGCUACCAGAGAGGAUCAGUCCUGCAUUGAGCCAAUUAAAGCUGGAACAACUACAAAUGUUUACAAGAAAAUGAUGGGCCACGUACCGGACAGAGGGGGUCGACCCGGGGAAAUUGAAGCACCUAUGCCGACCUGGGCAGAGAGAAGAUCAGGACAUGGAGGUGGACGCCAUCAAUGGCGGAAAAAUCCAAAUAAAAAGAGAAAGGGGAAGAGGGAGUAGUAUGUAAAUGUAUUUUUUUGUAGUUUUUUUUAUGGAAAAAAAAUACUUCAAAAAUACCAGUGGAAUGCAACAAAUGAUUAUUGUUUGUAAAACUACAUGUUGCACUUAUUAAUUUUUUCAAACCUUGUCAAAUCUGAAGUGUGCAGGUAUAUGCUUUGUAAUCUUCGAGGGAAUUAAAAUGAAAACGAGAAUUAUUUUUUUUAUUAUUAUUCUAUUUUCACACUAAAUUAAUGUAUAAAACAUAAUUAAUGUGUUAUCAACGUUGGCAUGAUUUGUGCACAUAAGAUUUAUCUAAUAAAGAAAUAAUAAGACUUUA
Doryrhamphus excisus (bluestripe pipefish) is the source of this 1465-nucleotide messenger RNA. RefSeq names its product protein FAM98C. NCBI's taxonomy places the organism in Eukaryota, Metazoa, Chordata, Actinopteri, Syngnathiformes, Syngnathidae. Gene Ontology annotation, cellular component: tRNA-splicing ligase complex. The record is from RefSeq and is a predicted model, not a curated record.